Entamoeba invadens IP1 is the source of this 872-nucleotide messenger RNA. RefSeq lists its product as hypothetical. Lineage: Eukaryota; Evosea; Mastigamoebida; Endamoebidae. The annotation marks the transcript as partial. The record is from RefSeq and is a predicted model, not a curated record. The transcript has a single exon.
CGGCGUUUUAUAAUAAAAAAACAAAAAACGCCUGACUGUGAGUGCCAUCUCAGACUAUUAAAAUUGGGGUACAACUUUGAUAACGUCGAAUUCACAACUUCUGAUUACGACGUUUAUGGCACGCAAUUUGAUCCAAAAAUAGUCAAGUCGUUUGCCACUGUCAAACCCCUCGAGUGCAUUAUCUUUGAAAAUGUCCCUCUUUUUAAAGCACUUUUGUGGGAAUUCAAAAUUAAGUCAGAAAAUUUGGUAUUUCCAGAUCAAGUCAAUGAAAUGUCUGAAUACUGUUUGGACGGCUCUUCACUUCAUUCCGUCCACAUUUUGAACAUGAAAGUCGUUGAAAAAGGUGCAUUUGAGAAUUGCAAAUAUCUCAGUCAAGUUGUCUUACCAAGCAAUUUGGAAGUUAUAAAGAAGUUGGCAUUUUCAAAUUGCGUCACUUUGAAGGAAGUUGUGAUCCCCAAAAGUGUCACGGAAAUUGGGGAAGGCGCUUUUGAAAAGUGUGUGUCACUCACAAAAGUUUUGUGUGACAAUGAAGCUGUGAAAUAUGGAACAAAGUGCUUUGCUCAUUGUGUGUCACUGAAAGACGUUCCAGUAAUUUCAAAUGUUGGCAACGCGAUUUUCUUUGCCUGCAAAUCUCUUGAAAAAGUGACUUUAAGUUGCAAAUGCACUGCAAUUAGCGUUUUUGCAUUUUUCAAGUGCAAUGCACUUUCAUCAAUUGAGGUCCCACACAGUGUCACAAAAAUUGGAGCUUUUGCGUUUAGAAAGUGCGCAUCACUCAGACACGUUGAUAUUCCAGAAAGUGUUUUGAGUGUUGAAAAUGGUGCUUUUUACGACUGUAAAGCACUUGAAAGUGUUAUUUGUCACAACACUUUAAU